UGUCUGGGAGAGGUGACCUGGAGCAGUGAAACUCCUGCCAUCAGGACCCUCGCCUCUGACCUCUGUCAUGGCCCUGUCUCCCAGCUGGCUCACGCCAUCCAAUGCUCCUGGACUACACAGACUCCAACGCUCCCGACUAUGACAGAAGUCAGUGGCUGAGUGACAAAUUCAAGCUGGGCCUGGACUUCCCCAAUCUGCCCUACUUAAUUGACGGGGCUCACAAGCUGACCCAGAGCAACGCCAUCCUGCGCUACAUUGCUCGCAAGCACAACAUGUGUGGGGAGACAGAGGAGGAGAAGAUUCGAGUGGAUGUUUUGGAGAACCAGGUUCUGGAUGUCUGUAUGCAGAAAGUCAGGAUCUGCUACAGCCCUGACUUUGAGAAACUGAAGCCUGGGUACUUGAAGGAGAUCCCUGAAAAGAUGAAGCCCUUCUCUGAGUUUCUGGGGAAAAGGCCUUGGUUUGCAGGGGACAAGCUCACCUAUGUGGAUUUCCUGGCUUACGAUGUCCUUGACCUGUACCGCAUAUUCGAUCCCAAGUGCCUGGAUGAAUUCCCAAACCUGAAAGCCUUCCUCAGCCGCUUUGAGGUUCUACCGAUUGACCCGAGGCUGUAAUCUCGGGCAGUAUGAGCUGUGUUUACAAGG
Molecule: messenger RNA, 641 nt
Organism: Sus scrofa (pig)
Lineage: Eukaryota; Metazoa; Chordata; Mammalia; Artiodactyla; Suidae
Product: glutathione S-transferase Mu 1-like
Biological process (GO): glutathione metabolic process
Molecular function (GO): glutathione transferase activity
Source: RefSeq, a predicted model, not a curated record